UGAGGGCCGCCAUGGUGUUAACUUUCCUCCCCUCCCCUCCUUCCGUGCUGCGCUCUCUCCCACCCGCACAGCUACCGUCCAAAUCGCGGCAUAAAAUGUGGGCCGGCCAUGGUGUUAACUUUCCUCCCCUCCCCUCCUUCCUCCUCGCCCUCGCCCCCGCAUCUGGGCCACAAUAGCUCCCCCAUCGCCCAGCCGGAGGAUCCCCAGAUCGACCCACCGCCUCCUCCGGACGGUCACCUCCACCUCCUCCAGAUGGGUGGGUGAGCGGGUUUCUAGACAGACAGGUGCAAGCCCAUCUCACCGGUGCCGCUUCUUCUGCAGCGCAGCUGAGCUGAUCUAGGGAUAUACCAAUGGCGACAUCCAAGAAGGGGCCUCUCUAUCCCAGCAGGGACAGGGCCACCAGGAUGGCCCCCAACCUCAAGCCCUCCAGCAGCGAGUUCUCCUCCUCCGGCUACGGCGCGCGCCGGGCGAGGUCAGUGCCGAGUUCCCCAGAUCGCAAGCUCGGUCCUUCGGCUGCCGCUGCGGCGGCGGCGGCUCCUUCCGCCUCCCCGGACAUGUGCCGUCCCUCAUUGUCACACGCUGGCCGGUCCAUCUCUUCACGGACAAUGUCCGGCUCAGGCCCAUCCAUUCAUGGCAGCAAGCCAGCCUCAAAGCCGGCUCUGGCUAGAGCGAAAUCCGACAAAGUCACCGCCAACUCACAGCGGCCUCAUGCGCUCGCUGGGCCGCUCAGCAGUUCGUUCAAGGACACCGCCAACUCGUCUUCUACCUUGCUGAAGAAUAAGCUUUCGCCAAGGCCCACCCCUGGCAAAGGGGUGGCGUCCCCAAAGCCGAGCAUCCAGAGGGCGUCAUCGCCAUCGCUGGGGGCUUUGAGAGGUGGGAAGCCUCUGCCCUUGUCCUCGGCACGCGCGCCAGGCACGGCGGCAAAGAAAAGAGAAGCAGCAGCAAAUGGUGGUGCCAACGCAAACUCAAGGCCAAGGGGUGCUCCUCAGAGGGCAGCGGAGCCAUCCACUACAACCAGGAAGGAGAAAGAUGACGAGCCAUCGAUGCGGUUUGAGGAAUCCGAGAGCCUGACCACUCCGUCCAUCGAAGAUCAGUUGCAGGAGCAGCUUCCUGACCCUGUGGACCUGAAACCCAUUGACAUGGCUGUUUCCGCUUCCGCUUCUGCUUCACCUCGACGCGAUCAGCAGGGGCCGCACACUCAGCAACAAGGCAAGAAUGAGGAGGAAAUCAAGGAGCAGCCAGAGAAAGAGGAUGCCGACAUUGCAAAGGUUGCCGAUGAAUUGGAUCAAGCGGCGGAGACAGAAGACGCUAUAACGAAGGCAAGCGGCAGGACUGAAGCUGCUCAGUCAUGGAGGAAGGAUGAUCCCAAGAGCAACGACGUGAUCGAGGAGACGAAAAGCAAGCUCCUGGAGGAGAGGAAUAGCAGGGUGAAGGCCUUGGUAGGGGCCUUCGAGACGGCCAUGUCCUUCAAGGAGUAGUUGCUCAGCCUCGGCCCGAUUCUGCUGAUCGACCAAUCCUGGGUGCAUCCGGCAUUGAAUAUGCUGUGAUCAUGGUUCCUCGAGUGUCAGAGUGUUUAUACGAUGGUUUCCUUGGUCCGUUUGUGUUCCAUGUGUUGAUUUUUUUUGUUUCGGACCGAUCGCCGCGUUCAUUGUUGAUGCGCUGCUUGUUGCUGUUGUUGGUGCGGAUUUGAAUGAAACCUUGGUGCUUGUUGGUUGGCUGGGAAAUCCUAGCAUUCGUGCUCA
This is a messenger RNA of Triticum aestivum (bread wheat), 1742 nucleotides long. RefSeq names its product nucleolar and coiled-body phosphoprotein 1. Lineage: Eukaryota; Viridiplantae; Streptophyta; Magnoliopsida; Poales; Poaceae. The transcript is spliced from 3 exons. Bases 351 to 1478 code for a protein of 375 amino acids. The record is from RefSeq and is a predicted model, not a curated record. Gene Ontology annotation, molecular function: calmodulin binding.